This is a messenger RNA of Ostrea edulis (European flat oyster), 1966 nucleotides long. Its product is annotated as FMR1-interacting protein NUFIP1-like. Gene Ontology annotation, cellular component: nucleus. The record is from RefSeq and is a predicted model, not a curated record. The coding region runs from base 124 to 1923 and encodes 599 amino acids. NCBI's taxonomy places the organism in Eukaryota, Metazoa, Mollusca, Bivalvia, Ostreida, Ostreidae. Gene Ontology annotation, molecular function: RNA binding. The transcript is spliced from 10 exons. Gene Ontology annotation, biological process: box C/D snoRNP assembly.
AUGUCCGAAACCGGAAAUAGCAAGUGCUCGCUGUAGUCCCGAGGUUACGUAUAAAUACACGUGAGAUGUAAAGGGAAUCAAAACAUUUCAGAUUUCUCUAUCCUUAUUCCUUAUCCUCAAAGAAUGAACAAUACUGGAGGGAAAAUGCCAGGGUUUGUAAGAUUUGCAGGACCUUCUGGAUUUCAAAAUAUCUCUCCAAGGUUUCACCAAAGAGCUCCACCUCCAAAUCAGAAUUUCUACUCUCCGCCUCCUCUACCAAGACACCAAGUACCAUCACCAAGACACCAAGUAUCAUACUCAGAUAUGAAUGUCUUCAACAGUGGGCCGAGAAGACCACAGGCAAAUUUUGGCAAAAACGUUUUUCACUCUCCGCCAAACUUUCAUGCACCUUCUCGACAACAGAUUUCUUAUGCAGAGUCGGACAUGUUUACACCAAAUUCUGAACCACAGCAUAAUGUUUUAUCCCAUCAGCAGUUUCAUCCCAUGCAAAACCCUCCACCAAGAUUUCAUUCAAUGCCACAUCAACAAAAUGGAGUUCAUAUGCAGAAUAAAAGAAAUCAAAAUGGCCAAUGGGAUAAUGCUUUCCCGAGUAGAAAUCAGGGGAAUUUCUAUGGGAAUUUCACAGAGAAUAAUGCAGGUGGUAUCAACCAGAGUGGAAAUCAGAGGAAGCCCUGGAACAACAGUGUGUGGAACAAUCUACCAAAAGGCACCAACAGACACCAGGAGUACACCCAUAACAAGAAGAAGAAGAAGCCCAAACCUGACAAAAGAGAUCUGGCAGAAAACAAUGUUUAUUUCUGUGAUACGUGUGACAGAGGAUAUAAAGUCCAGGAGAAAUAUCAGGAGCAUAUUGAGAGUCAUGUCAAGUGCCGACAUGAUGGAUGUCUGUACACAGCUCACCCUAAACUGGUGCGACUGCAUGACAGAACACAACAUUCUAGUGGACUUGCAUCCAAAAUAUGGAAGCUUGAAUCUCCUGAGGAGAUAAACAAGUGGAGAGAAGAAAGGAAAAGAAAUUUUCCAACAGCUGAAAAUAUGAAGAGGAAGAAAGUGAUAUUGGAGGAAAAAAUAGCACGGGGUGAAGUCAUUGAGACCAAAACAUUUGGGAAAAUGAGAAAUAGAGGUGGAAAGAGAGAUAAAUUUGGAAAAGGGAAGAACAGGCGACAGAACAAUGGGAAUGACCAGAAAAGUACAAGGGACACACCAAACAGCAGUCUUGUUAAAUCAGGAGUCACAAAGGAAAACGCUAAUACUACAAAGGAAGAUGUGAAGAGUUUUAAUGGUGACCCGCUGUCAAUGCUGGAGGGAUUAGAAGAAAGCGCUCCCAAUUCUGUCAAUACUGUGACUACGUUUGGAGGACUAGCCACGCUGAUGGCUGUGUACAGUGAUAGUGAUGAUGGAAAACAAACACAGACAGACAGACAGGCAGAUGUUAUUGAAGAUGCUGAAAAUAAAGAGCCAAGUACUUCUUGUCCACCGAAGAACAAGAAAAUACGGAAGAGAAAGAGACAAAGGAGAAAUGGUCAUGAUGAUGACAGCAGUCGAGCCAAAAUCAAGAGGAAGUCUACUUUGUUGGAAAAGCUCUUGGCUCCCAACAUAAGACGAGAGAGGAACCUAAUCCUACAGUGUGUUCACCACAUUGUGAAGGAAAACUUCUUUGGAGUGGGCAGUUGCAAAGAGUUGAAUUCAACAUCCAAUGAUAAGAAUGAAAGUUGUUUUACGAACACUGAGAUAAAUGAGACAACUAAUGUUGAAUAUGUAGAAGACUGUAGAACAAAGCAUAAGUUAGAAACGCCAAUGAACAAGUCAGGUGUUCAAGGAGUGGAACCCGGAGAUGAUCAAAACAGUGGCCAGGAUACUCAAGAAGAAUUGACUGAAAAUCUGGUCACUGAGUUUAAUAUUGAUGAUCAUGCCUGGGAAUGAACUGUUGAUUGUCUGAAUGAAAUAUAAAACUGUUAUGUCUGUA